CCUGGGUUUAUGCAUUACUUGAAGAAGGAUAUCCUUCUCGUUAUGUAGUAAAUAAAGAAAAUAUUUCACAAUUAACAGUUAUAAGAAUUAAACAAUGUAAAGAUAAGACUGGUCCAUUUAAGAAUCAACCAAAAUCUGGUCAUCCAAGACUUAUAACAGACCAUAUUGAACGAAAUGUUAUAUAA
This is a messenger RNA of Diversispora eburnea, 185 nucleotides long. NCBI's taxonomy places the organism in Eukaryota, Fungi, Glomeromycota, Glomeromycetes, Diversisporales, Diversisporaceae. The record is from the annotation of a GenBank genome assembly.